This is a messenger RNA of Macrosteles quadrilineatus (aster leafhopper), 2827 nucleotides long. RefSeq lists its product as uncharacterized. The transcript has 7 exons. NCBI's taxonomy places the organism in Eukaryota, Metazoa, Arthropoda, Insecta, Hemiptera, Cicadellidae. The record is from RefSeq and is a predicted model, not a curated record. The coding region runs from base 208 to 2577 and encodes 789 amino acids.
UAUGGCAAACAAUUAUUUAAAAUAAAAACUUGUAAUGUCUUUUAAAUGCCUACACCGCUAGGCACUGUAAUGUACAAACUACUAAAAUACUUGAGAGCUUUUGAUAAGAAUUCCACUAACCAACGAAUGAUAACGCCAAAUAGAUUAGAUCAGUUGCAUCGGUCAGCCCGUCAUGAACAUUUGGUUAAGAAGUGCUAGAACUCUAAAAUGUUAGAACAAGAAUACAUCGAUCUGAAUGACGAUUAUUCAGGGAAUAUAACUAACUACUACCCAUCAAAUGCAGUAGGUUUGUCUCAAAACAGCAAUCAUCAAUCCACUGACCGAAGCAAAAGCUUGAACUUUGGAAAGUCAUGGAUAGCAAAUCACAUAAGCAAAGAUUCAAUUUAUAAGAAAAAGAACCGUUGGGGAACUAAGAAGCUGACUCAUUUUAUUGAUACAAUGUUAACCUAUGAUUUUAAACAUGGCCUAAAAACUGCAAGUCAUAAUUUCAAUGUGCCUAGGACUGAAGGAAUGAAGAAUUUAGGAUCAUCCAACCAAAAGUCGGAACCGUCGGACAACAGUUCAAGAGAAACCAAGGAAAGCCUCCCCUCGAUGAAAAAGACUGAAAAGGAAACGACGCUUCACGCAGUGGACACCAUAUCAUGGAAACCCAAAAACAAUACGGAUCACAAAUACAUGAAAGAAAACAUGCCUAACGAAUUAAAUUUAAUCGACAGUGCUGAAGUUCAAACAGAGAGAGAGGCAAAAAACACAGAACAACGAUUGGAGGAAUAUAUUACAGAAACAUGGGAAAAAUAUCGAAAACGAUUUGAACACCUUGGCGAAAAGAAUCCUUUUGCUUCUGACCCUCCUACUCCGGACUUUUUGUUAAGGAAACAUGGUCUGGCCAGUGAAUAUGAUCAGAGUUCGUCAAGUGAAGACUCUAGAAUUUAUGAGCCAGUUACCAACAAUGAAAAUCAUUUAGCGUCUAUGACAGUCGACGGGGCUGAAAAUGCUUAUCCAUUACAGGAAUCUAGUAUGGAUCCUGAAAACAUUGUUCAGCAUAAAACUGUCACAUCCCCAAUCCUAGAUGAAAACAUUCCUCUAAAUACGUUGGAACCGGACUCAGAGGAAGAAACAGAAGAACUUCAUCUCCAUAAUGAAACAAACUCAGAGUCUGAUGAAAUUGUGAUCAACGACGAUUCGUAUUUACCGAUCGAAGAUGAAGAACAGAUUGCUAAUGAUGCGGAGGAAGUACAAAUACAAGAUGAAAAACUACUGAAUUUAAAAAACGGUGCCAAAAAUACUGAGAUGCCUUCUAAUGAAUAUGACGAAAUUAAUUUCCUAAAAUCUACAGAAAACGCUUUGAUAUCUCCCCUACGAAACGUUAGGUCACUCUCUACAAUUGAAGGAAAUCAUCCAAGAACAUCUAAUAUACGGACAAAAAGUCAAAAGAUAUAUCACUUCGAAAAAGAACCUAGAAUAAUUCGAAAAUCAAACAGGAAAUCUCAAAAACAGCAAACUAUAAAGACCAAUAUGAAUGAAACUUUUAAACCCCUUGUAAAUCAGUACGCGUUUUCUCCUUUCGGAGGAGCGCCAAUGAUGUCACAACCAGGUCCGUUUUAUGCCUUUCCACCUCCUGCUCUUCCAUUCAACUAUUGGAUGGCCAAACCACCAAUAAGUCAAUUUAACAUGUUUCCCUACAGUUAUCCAUGGCAAAAUGUACCUUUUCAAUCUCAUUACUAUCAACCAGUUCUCAGCCAGAACGUGGCUUCUAAUCCUUAUCUCGGUCCUCCUAGCAUAUAUCAGCCCAACAUGAACCCUAAUUUAUCAGGAAGUCCGUAUACAACCACUGCCCAGGGGGUGACUAACAGUCCAGCCGAUUUUGAUCCAGGACAAAGAACAACUAACUCAGGUUCAUUUCCGGUGAAACGAGGUGAAACGAAUAAAACCAACAUUAACUAUAUGAAAAAAGAAAAUAAAACGACGCAUUCUCAAUUUUCCAAACCUGAAACUGGCAAUACGUUUUACGACCAUUAUGGUCAGAGUUAUCUUCAAUCUAGUUCAAGACAUCGUGAAAAUAAAGUUCUCGGUCAGCCUUUCAAGAACGAUCAAAGAAUAACAGAACCUGAGCCAUAUAAUAGAAUGCAAAAUCCCAAUUAUGAAAAACAACCUUCACAAUAUUCCCAGCCUUAUGUGAGAUCAAGUCACCUACCUGAUGCACAUAACUCAAGACUAAAUCCACCUUCUCCCACCUACGGUAAUGCGCCGUUGAUAUCUAGCCAUGGUGACUACUCAACUGCACGAAACUGGACGAAAUCACAUGUUCCGCCGCCCUCUUAUCCAGUACCUAAUGGAAAUCAGAGAGGGAAUAGUCAAAAUCACCAAUAUGAUUUUCUUAUAAAUGAGCAAGAAAGAGCAAGGUCAAGACCGAACUAUGAAUUUCCAUCUUACCCAGGAGCAAGGCCCUCUACAAAUCCAGGCCCUGGCCAGUCUUGGUACCAUGAGGUGCCUCAUUAUCCUCAAGAAAGCAAUUCUAUUUCAAAUUUCUAUGGGAAUAUCAAUCCACAAUUUAACUCACAAUGGCCUGAGAAGUAGGUAUGUUUACGAUUUUACAUUUUAUAACCACUUUUAGUACCUAAUUCUACUGCCAUAAUACCUUACCUCAUAAAUAUAUAUUUUCUCUGAAUAAUUAUGUGUUUCUGUAUGUACUCGUAUUAUUAAAAUUGAAGAGUUACAUUAAUCAUUGGGUUAGCUAACAAUGAAAAAUCUAAAUAUUAUUUGAGAAAUAAUAUUACUCAUAUUAAUAUUUUUCUAGUAUUUUUUUGCAGUUUAUUUUCAUCUGCAG